AUGUGGGAAGACGAUCCAACACAAAUACAUUCACAAUGUUUAGCUAUUCCAGGAAGAGAUGUAGAAUCGGGUGGAAUCACAUCAUUUUCUGAAUUAACAAUAGCAGAUACAUGUGUAUUUGGUCAAUACAAAAAUGCAAUAAGCGAACGAAUUCGUCAAGAAACAAAUCUACAUUUCCCUGAAAAUUUUGAAUUCGUUCCAACAAGUGUUGCUAGACAAAUUGAAUCGCCUGAUAAUUGUUACUUUCGUAUUGAUUUACCUCAUUCAAUUGUAACAAUCAAAAUUAUUCCCAAUCCACAUGUUUAUGAUCUUUCAAAACACAUAAGCCUUCAAAUAGAACCUUUUGUUACUCGUAAAUCUUCCGAUAUUGAACUUUCAUUCUAA
This is a messenger RNA of Rotaria socialis, 384 nucleotides long. The record is from the annotation of a GenBank genome assembly. NCBI's taxonomy places the organism in Eukaryota, Metazoa, Rotifera, Eurotatoria, Philodinida, Philodinidae.